Juglans microcarpa x Juglans regia is the source of this 1310-nucleotide messenger RNA. RefSeq names its product bidirectional sugar transporter SWEET14-like. Gene Ontology annotation, biological process: carbohydrate transport. The record is from RefSeq and is a predicted model, not a curated record. NCBI's taxonomy places the organism in Eukaryota, Viridiplantae, Streptophyta, Magnoliopsida, Fagales, Juglandaceae. The coding region runs from base 170 to 985 and encodes 271 amino acids. Gene Ontology annotation, cellular component: membrane. The transcript is spliced from 6 exons. Gene Ontology annotation, molecular function: sugar transmembrane transporter activity.
CUCACGCCCUUUGCUUCUAUGCCUGUGCCUUUGAGAGAUAUGAGAUAGCUAGCCAAGGUGUUCACUUGAAAACCCAGCUUUAGCUAGAGAGAGAUAGAGAGAGAGAGAGAGAGAUCAGCACGAAGACUUUAGGUUUUUAGUUGGAGAGGGUUUAAUUCUGUUUGCAGAAAUGGCCAUUCACCAGUCAUGGGCUUUUGCCUUUGGCCUUCUAGGCAACAUCAUUUCAUUUAUGGUUUACCUUUCUCCACUGCCAACAUUCUAUCAGAUAUACAAAAAGAAAUCCAGUGAAGGUUUUCAAUCAGUUCCUUAUGUGGUUGCACUCUUCAGUUCAAAGCUGUGGAUCUACUACGCGAUGCUUAAGAAGGAUGCAAAUCUUCUGAUUACCAUAAACUCGGUUGGCUGCAUAAUCGAGUCCAUCUACAUCAUGCUGUUCAUAUUUUAUGCAACCAAAAAGACGAGGAUACAGACUGUGAAGCUUCUUCUCCUGUUAAAUGUUUCUGGGUUCAGCCUGAUGCUUCUCCUCACUCUCUUCCUAGCAAACGGCUCAAAACGUAUCUUGGUUCUUGGAUGGAUUUGUCUGGUAUUCAACCUUAUUGUAUUUGCUGCACCUCUCUGUAUUAUGAGACAAGUUGUAAGAACCAAGAGCGUCGAGUACAUGCCAUUCCCUUUGUCUUUCUUCCUAACCUUAGGUGCAGUGACCUGGUUCUUCUAUGGCCUUUUUCUCAAGGACUACUACAUUGCUCUUCCAAAUACAGUGGGCUUUAUCUUCGGCAUUGUUCAGAUGGCGCUCUACUUAGUUUACAAGAACACCAACAAGAUUCUGGAGGAGCCGAAGCUGCAUCAUGUACCUGAACACAUCAUUGAUGCAGUUAAACUUACCACAAUUGUGUGUUCGGAACUGAAUCCUGCAGUUCCGCUUUCAAAUAUUGUUGACGAUAAUUACGCAAUUGGAGAUCAAAUUCAUGAUGAGAAGGAAAAGGCAUGACAAGAAACCGGCCAGAAAGACAAUAUGAAUUAUGACUCGAUCAAAGUAAUUUAAGCAUGCAUUCAAGAUCAUGAUCAGAAUGUGUAGUUUUAUAUUAAUUAAUCUGUCCUAGCUAGUUGAUUAGCGUCUUUUAUGUGAAAUUUGGUUAAUUUGCAUGUUGCAUGUUGUGUCUAGAUCUCCUGUACUACCUACGUAGUCUCCCUCGAAGAUCCUCCUAGUCCAAUCAAUGUACUCGAAGACUUGCCUCAAAUUAAGCAAGGGUCUCUCUGUCUAAACAUCUCUCGGUAAUUUAUAAUAUAUAAUAAAUCGUGUCAUGCAUUCUAUC